Heterostelium album PN500 is the source of this 2358-nucleotide messenger RNA. RefSeq lists its product as uncharacterized. The transcript is spliced from 2 exons. Gene Ontology annotation, molecular function: protein binding. Bases 1 to 2358 code for a protein of 785 amino acids. The record is from RefSeq and is a predicted model, not a curated record. NCBI's taxonomy places the organism in Eukaryota, Evosea, Eumycetozoa, Acytosteliales, Acytosteliaceae.
AUGUUUGGUUUCAUCAAUGGAUUGAACUACUUUACAAAUAUCUUUCAUGUUCAGUCAAAUCCGCUAGGUUUUAGUUUUUUGAUUAAAGCAACGCUGUUCUACUUUAAUUCACUAGUAGUUGACUGUAGAGUCUAUGGUUACUCGGAAAUCGAUAGAGUCGAUUGGAUUGUAAAGAAUAAAUAUUAUGGUUUGCUAAGAGAUAAAUUUAAUUUCGGAAUGGAUACACUUUCAAAGCCGACUCUUCAGGCUAUAAAACUAAUGUGUUCCGAUACCAAUGUUGAACUAUCGCUGAUAGAUCACUGUUAUCAACGAUACCUAACGAUAUGGAGCGAUGAAUAUUGGGCUGUUGAUUCGGCAGCUGAAUCAGGUCGUUUAGAGCUCGUACAAUGGCUACUGAGGAGAUCGAUGCCGUUCACUAAUCGUGCACUGGAGAAGUCAGCAUCCGGUGGAUUCAUUGAUGUUGUUAAGCUAUUGCAUGAAGCUGACCAGCCUUUAAGGGCGUGUAGAUACAACUGUGCGUUAGAUCUGGCAGCGGAGAAUGGGCAUUUGGAGGUUGUGAAAUUCCUCAGUGAUGCUGGAUAUGGUUGUUCGGUCAAUGCGAUAGAUAAUGCCUGUAAAGGUAACCACAUGCAAGUGGUCGAAUACCUCUUGGAGAAUCGCACAGAAGGAUUCUCAAUGGAUGCAUUGGCUUUUCUUGCAACCAGUGGUAGCAUCCAAUGGUUUAAAACACUCUACGGAAGAAAGAAAGGUAUUAUGAAGAAGUACAAAUCCUAUCUAAGAAUUAAAAAAUGGAGAUUUGAUUAUUUCCAUUGGUUGAUCAUUAGCAAUGCAAUCUCAGCCGAACAAUUAGAGUUUCUUCGCUACCUUGAAAAAGAAACAAAGAUAAUGGAUGCUUGUCAGUCGAAUCUGUUGGAUACAGCGGCGACCAAAGGUAAUCUGGAGAUAUUCAAACUGUUGGUGGAACAAUACGAUAUGAAUAAAACGAAUUUGAGUGGUGUACUUGAGAUUGCAUGUUGGAACGGUAAUUUGGAAAUUGUAAGAUAUAUGGUCGAUAAUCUACAGAAAUUGAUCAGUCAAAACACUUCUUAUAUCGACAAUGCUUGUAUAAAUGGUAAAUUGGAGUUGGUUUUGCUACUUCUCUCAAAAGGAUAUCCUUAUUGCAAUCAGAGUAUGAUAAAUGCGGCCUAUCAUGGACAUAUCGAUAUUUUUAAGCAUUUGUUGACUCUACCACAAACCAAUUUCAAUGAAAUUGUCAAUGGAUCUGUCAUUGAGAUGGUUGCUAGAAACGGUCAUCUCGAUAUUCUAAAGUAUAUUGAUGGAUUGAUGAAAGAAAGAAAUAUCACGAAUAUUCAAGAGUAUUUAACAAGCAGAGCGGUCGAUGAAGCAGCUUCAAACGGUCAGAUAGCAGUGUUCGAUUACCUAGUACAUGAUCAUCAUUGUUCAAUAAAUUCAAAACAAUUGGUAUUUGCUGCUGGUGGUGGAUCAUUUGAUAUGGUCAAAUAUCUAAUGGACAAACACCGUGAAAUAGUGGAACCGUCACUACCCAUUGCAUUGGAGUUGGCAGUACACAAAGGUUUCUAUUCAAUUGUGACUUUACUACAUGAGUAUAAUCAGCCUAUAGCGAUAACCAAUGCAACCUACAACCUUGCUUGUGUCUCUGGAAAUCUCUCGAUUAUCAAAUUCCUGGAGAGUCAUUAUCCAGCGGAGGAUCUUACUUUUGCGCGCUACCAAGCCUACAUGAAGGCAGUGGAGAAAGGUGACCGAAAACUAUUGGAGUUUCUAACGACUCAUGGAAGAGGAUAUAAUCUCAAGGAUGGCAAUGCAAUCAAAGAUCUUUGUAUAUCAAUGUUGAAACGGAUCACUUCGCAUGGCGAUAUCGAGAUGUACAAUUUGAUACCAGAGUUGCAAACCAUUGUAACCAAAGAUCUGAGAGUCUAUAUGAUGACAGUCGGUGCAAUAGAGUCUGGUAACUUUGGUAUACUGGAAGACUUGGAAGAAUGUAACAACGAAAAUAUAAAAUAUGCAGUGAUGCAUGAGAUUGCAAAGAAUGGUAACUGUAAGAUGUUUAAAUAUCUCAUGAGAGAUCGACAGUCGAUGAUUCCUGGUCCCUAUCAGCGAAUUGUCUCUACGAAUCUCGGUGCUUGUGGCCACACUACCAUAUUAUACCUAUUCUUCAAUGAUAUAUGUAAAAAGGAUCCAUUAAAUGUGUUAUCAGGUGCAUUAUGUUCCAGCAACAACAAAGUUCACAUUGUUCAAUAUUUGGUAGACAUUGUUGGAUUAUCGACAUUGCGCUCUAUUGUAAAGAAGGAUAAAAUGUUUAUAAUAGCAAAUGAAACGGUCUCUGAUCUCAUAGAGUAG